AUGACUACAAUUUUAUAUAAAAAUAAAAAUUAUAUAGCUCAACAAAUAUUACAAACAUUAAAAAAAUGUUAUAUUAAUAAAAAAAGAAAAAUUAAAUAUAAUAAAUAUAAUUAUAUUAAUAUAAAAUUAACAUAUAUAUAUUCACAAAUAUUAUUUUUCUUAAUAUCUUCGUUUAUUUUUUUCUGAAUAUUAAAACAAUUUUAUUUAAUUAGAUUUAUUUAUUAA
Molecule: messenger RNA, 225 nt
Organism: Toxoplasma gondii ME49
Lineage: Eukaryota; Apicomplexa; Conoidasida; Eucoccidiorida; Sarcocystidae
Source: the annotation of a RefSeq genome assembly